Sesamum indicum (sesame) is the source of this 1255-nucleotide messenger RNA. Its product is annotated as agamous-like MADS-box protein AGL29. Gene Ontology annotation, biological process: positive regulation of transcription by RNA polymerase II. Gene Ontology annotation, molecular function: protein dimerization activity; RNA polymerase II cis-regulatory region sequence-specific DNA binding; DNA-binding transcription factor activity, RNA polymerase II-specific. Lineage: Eukaryota; Viridiplantae; Streptophyta; Magnoliopsida; Lamiales; Pedaliaceae. The record is from RefSeq and is a predicted model, not a curated record.
GGCGAUGUGGGGGGAUAAAAGCUAUAUUGCCAUUGCGCCAUCAUUUGCUCGUUGCCGUUGGCACAUUCUUGAAAAAUGAUUUUUGGUUUUUAUUUCUCAAAGUUCGGGAAAUGGGCUGGACAGAGAGAAUUGGGAAUCCGAACCGUAAAUGGGUUUAAUUAGGGCAAUCUCCAAUCCGUGUUUAAAUCUCCCACUCGAACUUCGAAUGGCGGGCCUUCAGAUCAAUAGUUCAAAUUUUGUGAGUUUCAAUUGGAGGAAAAAGGUUUGAAGAUUUUGACGUUUUGUUGUGUUUUAUGGUGCCUAGAAUCUCUUUUCGACGGGGAGGUACUCAUAGCCAAUCGUGGCAGAUUUUCUCCUGAUUUCAAUACCCGAAACUUGCAGGCUCUAUGAAAUCAAGUUGUCGUGCCGGAGACCAAAUUUUCCGGUGGUUUUUACUUCUCUUUAACACCAUCUUUCGGUGGAACUUCGUUAGAAAAGCAUCGCAGAGGCAUGAAUGCAUUGAUCUUGAGGGGACAAUGGAUCGUGAACUGAAGCUGUUCACUGAAAUGCCUCAACGACGAAGAGUACAUUUCUAUCUAGUGAGUACCAUAUGGCAUUGGUGGUAAUCAUCUUUCAUAAGCCAUUUUGGUCUGGUUGCUCGCAAAAUUCUUCAUGGAUCUGUCUCCAACCUCAAAGCUACAUUACUACAGUAUCCCACCCUGGAGAGUCAAGAAUCUGGAUCAUUGAAAAUUGCAGAAAUCCGAUGCCAAAUCUCCAGGACUCUGUGCACAUGAGGUUUCAUGCGGCUAUGCUGCAGCAGCUGAAAGAGCAAUGUGAUCAAAAGAAUGAAGAAGUGGAGGCUAAAAAGAGACGAGGAAAAGAAAUUGAAACUGCUUUGGAAAACUCGCCUUGCCAGAUUUCAGAUGAGCGCUUAAGUGUGCUCGAUAUCAAUCAACUCAAGCAGUUAAAAGAAAUGAUGGAGAAGCUUAGAGAAAAUGUGCGUCGCCAGGCCAAUGCACCAACAGUGGACUCUGUUGAGCCACCUCCAAACCCAACUAAUGUUGCUGAGCCUCCAAUUCAAAAGGACGUUGAUCUGGGAAAUGUUGAGAGAGAUGAACGUGAAGCUUCACCAAUCCCACCUGAUUGGUUGAAAUUGUGAUUUGUAUUAUCUAUCUAUGUUUCAAGAGUUCAGAGUGCUCUUUGACUAUGAUUUUAUAUGAAAGUGAAAUAAUAAGGGUUGCUUUUAUGAGGGUCUUCAGUAGAUUGUGUUUCUUCA